Molecule: messenger RNA, 1869 nt
Organism: Dendrobium catenatum
Lineage: Eukaryota; Viridiplantae; Streptophyta; Magnoliopsida; Asparagales; Orchidaceae
Product: protein SINE1
Exons: 2
Coding region: 40-1815 (591 amino acids)
Cellular component (GO): microtubule
Molecular function (GO): microtubule binding
Source: RefSeq, a predicted model, not a curated record
AGUGCCAGCCUGAUUCCAGUACUCCAAAGAGAGUUGCAAAUGCUUGAUGGAGACCCAGACAACCACAGAGUUUCCUUGAAGAACCUGGAAGCUUAUGCCAAAGACCUGGAUCCUCAGAUGAUACCUGGCUUUAUUGCUACAGUCUCCGAAGCAAUUGAUGUUAGUGAUUCAUGUGAAGAUAAUGCCAUAUUGGUGUUUGAAAUGCUCGCAAGAUUGCAUGGUCAAAAAAUCACCCCAAACAUUGGAAAAAUUAUGUCUGUUAUAUUGAGGACCUUGUCUUCAUGUGUGGAAUCAUUCGAAUCUUGCUCUAAAGUGGUUUCUGCAAUGGCACUUUAUGGGAUUGAUCCUUGGGCUCCAGAUAGAGAGAAUAUGCAGAUAAUUCAGUCCCUUUGCAAGCCCCUCUCUGAUGCAUUGAUGAGUUUUGAAGGAAAUACUUCCUCAGGUGCUGCUGUAUGCUUGAAUGGUCUUGUUAAUUUGGAUGUUUGGCGAUUUGCAUCUAAUGAAAUUGUGAAUGAAGUCUGUUUAAAAGUAACUGGGGCGCUUGAGAAGGUUCCAACUCAAACAAACUCCCACAUUGGUUUAGUGAUGGCCCUGGCAAAGCAUAACGCUUGGGUACUUGAGGCUUAUGUAAGGUCUAUCAUAAGGUCCGGCUUCAAGAUUCUGUCCAGCCGUUUUGAAGAUAAUACUUCUCAAAAAUGUCUUUCAGUAAUUCGAAUGAUUGAUUUCUUAAUGAAGUGUGUUGAUGCAAGAAGCUUCUUCUCCGAGAUUGAAAGCAUCAUUGAAUUCAUGGAAAAGUGCCAAUAUGAUCAGUUCCCUUGUGUUCAAGAUGCAGCUUUUGAGGCAUUGCAAACUGCAAAAAUCAUUGCAGCUCCGAGAGGGCUCCGAAAUAAGCUAGAUUCAGAUCCAAUAACAGUUACAGAUUUGCAUGGGGAAUGUGAAGAGAAGGCAUCAUGGACUGCUGCAGAAUAUGGAUUUUUCAAUCAUGUUUCUUCUGAACCGCCUUCUCAUGAUUUGCAGCCUCUCAUUUAUGACAGUUUUGUUUGUUCAGCCAUGUCAAGUGGACGGUCAUCCUGUAAUAUUCAAGGUAUGAGGCAUGCUGAUAAGACAACGGGGAAUACUAAUAUUGAUAGCAAGAAUGGAACAGAGAAAGAUGGGCUCUUUGAAAAGGUCGAUUUGUAUGGAAACACUUCAAUGGUUUAUUUUGAGCAUUGUAGGAACUGUGAGCUAAAUGAAGAAAGUCCAGGUUACAAAACAUCAAUCCAAUCUUCGAAUCUCAAUUCCACAAAUCUGUUAGCUGAAUCUUCUUGCACUAAUACAAAGAGAUCUUUUUCUAUUGGUGAUGUGAGGAUGACCUCAACCUCUAGAAGAUUAAUUCCCUCCCGUCACAGCUGUAGCAACUCUACUGUUAAAAACCUUGAUAGGCCAGAUUUUUACACGCUUCGAUGCCAAUCUUCCAGAGAUGAGGAUUAUAUACUACCAAAUCAGAUUGAUUAUAGUAACCUGUUACAUCGGAGGGAAAAUUCUGACUACCUAAAGAUGAGCAAGGAACAUCAGAUUCAAGAUGGGCUUCUGAGAGGUCUUGAAUUACCAUCAUAUGAUAGCAGUGCCUUGGCAUCAAAUUCUAUGCAAGCUUGCAUCAGGAGAGGCCUUAAAGAAGGUGAAAAUAAGCAAACUCUGAAGAAUCUGAGGAAGAUCAUUGUAAUUAAAGCUCCACUUGGUCAAAUUUGUAGCAUUUCCAUGAUUUUCCUUGUCAUUUUCUUGCUGUUUAGGUUGAUCGCCAAUGAUGAGGUUUUGUUUGAUGUGCUUCCAACUUAAUGCAUUCUUUUGAUUCUCUGUUGCCAUACUCCCUAUACAUUGUUGUUUGUUAAA